UGCGAUGACUUUCAUUCGCAACGACAAUUUAAAACUUUUACACGUCACAAAAAAACUAUCCCACGACUUGAAAAGCAUUUUAUGAAGUCUCGUCUCUUAACUAUAAAUGAAGGAUGAGAACAACCCAUUUCUCAUUCUUAUUCGUGCAGUUGCCUCACAAGCUGGCUCAAUCGAAAUUCGAGGUUCCGUCGCUGCGAUCUACAACUGAAGCUUGCCUGUGCUACUAUCUCCAACAUGAAGCUCAUUCUCCUCGCUCUCCUCGGCCUUGCUGCUGUCAACACGGCCGUCUCAACGGACUCUUAUAGUUGCGCUGGCUCCUCACUGUGCAAAAACCUUGCACAGAGCGACUGCGAUGCUGCGAGACGUGCGAUCGUGCCCGGAAAUCGCUACUUCACUGGAGGAAGUGCUACAUCGACAGGCGUUUGCUCUGGCCACUGCGGCCUGUUUGUGAGCGGGGAUCUCUGCGAUUUGACUGGAGAUGAGAUGAUCACUGCGUUCGAUGAGCUGAGAAGCCGAAAUUGCCAGAAAUGUGGGAUCAAGACGUACGAUGAUGGUUGCCAAUUCAAGGCGGAUUAUGUUACUGGGUGUACAUAGGAACCGGUUAUGUCAUCUUGUUGAUCGGGCCCUGGUCGAAAGUUAACCAGAUAAGAUGCAAGUAUGUGGUCACCACUCACUAUAUACGAAAACAAGUGUAGCAGAGCCAUUAAGCUCACUGCUUGUAUUUAGACUAUGAGUGAGAUUGUUGUCUUGACUACCACUUUUACAAUCUAUGGAGAUUGGGAACGGGCCCUUGUGUCCUGUAAGACUUUUCUUUUACCGAUUCCGUGUUCUGAACUUGUCACGGUCUCUACCAAAUUGUUG
This is a messenger RNA of Marchantia polymorpha subsp. ruderalis, 861 nucleotides long. NCBI's taxonomy places the organism in Eukaryota, Viridiplantae, Streptophyta, Marchantiopsida, Marchantiales, Marchantiaceae. The record is from the annotation of a GenBank genome assembly.